CUUUUCGGCAACCAACAAGACCUAGUGUAACCAAGAACAUUUUUUAGGUUAAAGUUUGCAGUAGAAGCGGACUAAAAAUGGAAGUGAAAAAACAAAUAAAAUACUGGUAUAUGCGCUAUUUGAUUGUAACUGAGCUGUUCAUGGUGGAGACUUGGGAACAGCACUUGUUCCAUUGUAUGUUACUUCUAUUUUGCUUGUUUACUGGCAUCUUUAACCACAUCGUUGUGCUUAAAGCAGUCGAAUUAGUCCGGAAUUGUUGUAUGAGUUUUAUGAGUACACACCCAGACCAGUACCAACCAAGUAAUUAGUAAUGGACUAUCAAGCAAGAUUUAUGCGAUGUUUAAAAGAUACCUACUCUAAAUAUAUAAUUUAGUUUAUGAGUCAAGUUUAUGUUGGGUCCAAAUUCCCAUGAAUGAAUGAGUAAAACCCACCCAUUUAUACAUAAACAGAAAUGGGUUAACAUAGGCAAUCAACCUUACCCUCAAAUCCUCAACACAACGUCAAACUUCUAGGUUAUUUUUCUCAAAAAUCAGCCAAACAAUGCCCAUCUUACAAGUGGCGGAGUUUAACAAAAUAUGCAGACUGUGUCUCAAGGAAGACGAUAGCCUGACGAAUGUAUUCCUCUCUGAAGCUUUGGGCCCAAUUUCAAAAAUCACUUCAAUAGUGCUCGAAAUGGGCGACUUUUUACCGGAAAACGUUUGCUUAAACUGCUUAGACAAGGCAAUGGAAUUUCACAAUUUCAAACUCAUCUGCGAGGCCAAUGACUGUGCCCUUAAAACCGCGCUGGCCCUUAGCAAGGAAAAUAAAAAGACCAUUCUUGAAGUAACUGAGCAAACGCUCCUCGCAGAUAAUAAGGAAACAUUCCACACAAACCAAUUGUUUACACAAGCGAAACCAGCUAGGAAGGGCAAGUUAGAGAUUGUGUGCAAUUACAAAACUCUGAUCCCUUUGGGAAUUUACAACAGCCAACAAACCCAUGAAAAUGCAGCCAACGCCAAAAUGCUCGAAGUUGGGGAUUCAGAAGAGUCACCCGUUGAGGCUGAAGAGAUCACUGAACAGGCACCUUUAGAAGUCAUCACAAGAGAAUGGUGCGACCAUUGCCAAUGUAAUCUGGACACCAGCCUAGAGGCGCACUUAAAAGACUAUCACCCCCAGGAUGGUUCAAAUUACUGCCAUCUAUGCCCCAAAGGAUCCAGCUCGGUUUACGCUACGACAAAGCAAUUAAAGGCCCAUUUGAAAUAUCACCUUCAAGUCCCUAAACUGCAAUGCGAGGAAUGCGGCAAAUGGUUCAAGUACCGACAACAAAAGCUGGUUCACAUGAGAAUACACACUGGGGAAAGGCCGGCAGUUUGUCACGUUUGUAGCAAAUCCUUCAGAGAUUCGCGAUAUUUGGCGGUUCACUUAAAAUCGCACACAGGAGAGCGCCCAUAUAAAUGCUCAAUUUGCCUAAAGGGGUUUGGCCACAAGUUCAACUUGAAACUACACCUAAAAACCCAUACAAUGGAGCGCGAUCACAUGUGCAGUAUGUGCGGCAAGACGUUCAUCUACGCCCAUAACUUGAAGAUCCACAUGCGACAGCAUACGGGAGAAAAGCCCUACUCUUGUCGCCAGUGUUUCACGUCGUUUGUUUCCGCGUCCGUUCUGAACGCCCACAUGCUGACACAUUCAGACCAUAAAAGGUUCGAAUGCAAGGUUUGUGGCAAAAGGUUCAAAAGAACCAGCUAUUUAACGAUUCACAUGAGGAGCCACACUGGGGAAAAGCCCUAUGCUUGCACGUUAUGCGGAAAAACAUACAAAAUGAGCUCGCACUUGACUGAGCAUGUGAAAACCCAUACAGAUCGCGAUUAUUCCAUGUUGCAGGAGAGAAAAACUACAUAUGUGACAUUUGCUCAAAGCCCUUUUACAACAACAAAGCGCUCCAAGUGCACAAAGACUCACACGCAGGAAAGAAAACCUAUAGCUGUACAGACUGUGAUAAAUCCUUUGUGCAUCACACUUCACUAUAUGCGCACAAAAGAAAGCAGCACAAAGACCUUAAAAACUAAGCAAUUUUAAAGGGAGUUUGCAGAAGGACUGGAUGUGUGCAGGACGAGUCAAUGGGCUGCAUAUAUUAACACUUUUUAUUUAAAGCAACAUAUUAUUAAAUAAAACAUUUUCAACUCCAA
Molecule: messenger RNA, 2165 nt
Organism: Dendroctonus ponderosae (mountain pine beetle)
Lineage: Eukaryota; Metazoa; Arthropoda; Insecta; Coleoptera; Curculionidae
Product: zinc finger protein 501
Exons: 8
Coding region: 541-2055 (504 amino acids)
Biological process (GO): regulation of transcription by RNA polymerase II
Cellular component (GO): nucleus; chromosome
Molecular function (GO): chromatin insulator sequence binding; zinc ion binding
Source: RefSeq, a predicted model, not a curated record